AUGACCUCCCCUCUCCCAACAUUCGUAUUCGGCGCAGCCAGCUUCAACGAACAAGGCAGCCACCGCACAGCGGCCGAGGUCGAAGAGAUGCUCCAGGUGCUGCAACAGCAGGGCAUCACGACAAUUGACACGGCCCAGAUCUACGGCUCGAGCGAGGAGCUCCUGGGCCUGACCCAUGCUGCUGCACGCUUCGUCAUUGACACGAAGCAUUGCGGCGGGUUCGCGCCGGGCAACUCUACAAAGGAGAAAGUCAUUGCCGGGGCGGAGGAGAGUCUACGGAAGUUGCAGAUGGAUAAGGUCAACGUCUUCUACCUCCACGCGCCAGACCGCCAAACCCCGCUGGAAGAAACCCUCGAAGGCAUCAACGCGCUAUACCAAGCGGGCAAAUUCACCUCCUUCGGCCUGUCCAACUUCCGCGCAGACGAAGUGGAAGCUGUCAUUCAGCUCGCAAAACAGAAGAACUUCGUCCUACCCACCGUCUACCAGGGGAACUACAAUCCUCUCUCGCGCAAGCAGGAGACCGAGCUGCUCCCCGUCCUGCGCAAGCACGGUCUGGCGUUUUAUGCGUAUAGUCCCCUGGCUGGUGGUUUUCUGGCCAAGUCGAAGGAGGACCUGCUGGGCGGAGGGCUGUCGGGCAGAUGGGACCCGCGCUCGAUGUUCGGGAUGGUGUACCAUGGUCUGUACAAUAAGCCGGUGUUCCUUGAUGCGCUGGAUGAUUGGGGGCGGAUUGCGGACGAGGCGGGAGUGUCGAGGGCGGAAUUGGCGUAUCGGUGGAUGGGGUAUCACUCGUGUCUGAGCGGGGAGUAUGGAGAUGCGAUGGUGGUUGGUGCGAGUAGUGCCGGUCAGCUGGAGCGGACCAUGCAGGGGCUCCGUCGGGGGGCGCUGAGUGAGGAUGUGGUGGAGAGGAUUGAGAUGGUGUGGGAGAAGGUCAGGGAUGAGGCUGUUCUUGAUAACUAUAAUGAUUGGUUUUGUAAGCAAUGA
Aspergillus terreus NIH2624 is the source of this 981-nucleotide messenger RNA. Its product is annotated as aldo/keto reductase family protein. Gene Ontology annotation, cellular component: cytosol. The record is from RefSeq and is a predicted model, not a curated record. Bases 1 to 981 code for a protein of 326 amino acids. Gene Ontology annotation, molecular function: oxidoreductase activity. Lineage: Eukaryota; Fungi; Ascomycota; Eurotiomycetes; Eurotiales; Aspergillaceae. The transcript has 2 exons.